AUGGAUCAGUGCAGCUCUGGAUCAGCCCCAGUCGAGCCAAAUACCAAGCGCAGGGACUAUAGAUGGGCAUUAUUGGCCUUGGGACUCAUCGGGUGGCUGUCUGCUUUUAUUGCAGUGGUUAUUUUGUUCCGUCACAACAUGCGCGAUCUUGCUCGCCGUUUGUCUUCGCCUCCCUCAACAUCCUUACAGGGUGUGUUCCAAGUCAGCCGGCCCAUUCAAUUCAAUGGAAGCGGAGCUAAUGGCUGUGAUGUGGAAAUAGUGCUCAUGGAGCAUAUAUUUGGAGCAAGUUAUGGGGUGCCCUUCGUCGGCAACUAUGAGCCUCCAGAUUGCAAUUUCGAUACCGUUCGAAUCGACCUCACAAUCACCUCCCGGGGAAGACAGUUUGACCGAUUAGCAUCCAUGUACCUCGGAGACAAUGAAGUAUUUCGGACAUCAACAGCAGAGCCGAGGGCAGAUGGAAUUAUAUGGACAUAUGUUAAAGAUAUGUCGCAGUACAAUUCGCUGUGGAAAUCACCCCAGACACUCAUCUUCGACUUGGGGAAUCUUAUUACCGACGUCUACACUGGCUCGUUUAAUGCUACACUCAAGGCACAUUUUUCUUACGAGAACAACGUAAAAACAGCAGACCUCAUUCUCCCAAUCUCUGCUAGAAAGUCGACCUCGAACUCAGCAAGCGCUUUUCAUCUCCCUAGGGACAACACAACAGUUAUGUAUACAAUCCCAGCAGCCGUGUCGCGUGCAGUUGUAUCGAUAUCAGCAUGUGGGCAAUCACAGGAAGAGUUCUGGUGGUCCAACGUCUUCUCUGGGGAUACUCAAGUUUUUGAUGAUCCCGUUUAUGCACUGUACGGAUACACUCCGUUUCGGGAGAUUCAACUGUAUAUUGAUGGGGUCCUUGCAGGGCUUGUUUGGCCAUUUCCGAUCAUUUUCACGGGUGGGCUGGCACCAGGACUCUGGCAUCCGAUCGUUGGGAUUGAUGCAUUUGAUCUUCGAGAGCCGGAAGUCGAUAUUUCCCCAUUUCUCUCCAUGAUCCAAGAUGGCGAGCAGCAUUCAUUUGAGAUCCGGGUUACCGGGUUAGAUGUGUCUCCAGAUGGGGAUGUCACAUUUUCAAACACAGUGGGCUCUUACUGGACUGCCAGCGGCAACAUCUUUCUUUACUGUGACAGUGAGAUCCCUACUACCAAGCCUAUUGUUGCCCGACGAAGUGAACGACCCGAGAUAGAAGACCCCCCACCGACGUUCACUGUGACUCGGGACAUUGCCCAAAACAAAACAGGCGGAAACGACUCCUUGUCGUAUUCUGUGAGUGUCAAACGGUAUUUCCAGGCGAAAUCCUCUUUUUAUUCAUGGGUUCAGAGUUAUUCUUUCUUUACUCAAGGUCUACUUAGCCAGCAAGGAUCCAAACAGGUCCACACACAACUCACGACCGGCAAUAAUACUAUCACCAAGCUUGGCGAGACGCUUGCUUCGCACAGUGUUGCAUUUGGGUAUCCUCUAUUUUUCAAACAAUCGUAUGGCAACUUGGGAGAUGCAGUGACUGUGAGAUCUCGAAUGGAGAGAGGUCUUCAUAUUGACGCUACAGGAGGACUUGGUCUCUCCACUUACACCAUGAGCUCAGGACCAUCUCAUAUACACACACGUCAAUCUGGUGAUGCGCACUCUAAAUAUAUCACUGAUCAGAACUCCAGCUCCUGGGGCGAAACAUUUGAAGAGUUUGCAAGCAGCAUGGAUGGCCAAAGUUUCCAACGGACCGUUCUUGCGUCUAAUGGUAGUCUUGUUUAUGACAUAACUUCAUAA
Molecule: messenger RNA, 1794 nt
Organism: Penicillium salamii
Lineage: Eukaryota; Fungi; Ascomycota; Eurotiomycetes; Eurotiales; Aspergillaceae
Source: the annotation of a GenBank genome assembly